Molecule: messenger RNA, 285 nt
Organism: Guillardia theta CCMP2712
Lineage: Eukaryota; Cryptophyceae; Pyrenomonadales; Geminigeraceae
Exons: 4
Coding region: 1-285 (94 amino acids)
Source: RefSeq, a predicted model, not a curated record
AUGGUCGAGGAUGCUGCGAAAAGGAUUCUUAUAACCAGACGAUCGCAAUCAGUGAAGUCUGACUGCGGAGGUCAUGUUGAUUUGGGAGAGGAUCUAUUCGAUACAGCAGCUCGUGAAGUGAAAGAAGAGAUACAGGGAACUCCAGAGACUUCCGCCAUCGACGUGACUCUUGUCCACGCCAAUCACGAUGAAACUACCAUGUUCGCGUCCGAAUUGAGCUCGAGGAUAGCUGAAGGCACAUUUUUCGCGAUGGAACGAUGGCUUAUAGAGCGUAACCUGGAGUAG